Messenger RNA from Fulvia fulva, 648 nucleotides. RefSeq lists its product as uncharacterized. The transcript is spliced from 3 exons. Bases 1 to 648 code for a protein of 215 amino acids. Lineage: Eukaryota; Fungi; Ascomycota; Dothideomycetes; Mycosphaerellales; Mycosphaerellaceae. The record is from RefSeq and is a predicted model, not a curated record.
AUGCCUCUGGUCAGCAAUGGCUGUGUCCUCAAGCGCAGUGGGCGCGAUCGUAUUAGAAGAUCAUUCUUUCUUCGUAUCCUUUCUCUUCUCUACACUCCACACAUACCACAAUUUGCGAACCUCCUGUUGUUUGACUUGGCACUUCAAGAACCAUUUCCAAUCAACACUUCAACACUACACCAACCAAGAACCCGCUCUCAAGCACUCAGACACCUCAAAUCUCACCAAGUCAACGCCAUAUCAAGCAAGCAGACAAUGGCAGCCAUCACGCCUGAGGUCUCUGCUAUGAGGAGCACUCUGACCACACAACCAGAGAGCACCCCUAUGCUGCCUGGCCUGAGACUACAGCGCGACACUCAGGCUAGCGAUGUCAUCCCGGCCUCUCCCGCACCAACACCAGACGUCGAGAAGCCAAUGAGCCUCAUCCACGCCCUCCAACGCCGCAAGCAGACCAGCCACCUCGACUUCAGCGACGACGACGGUGCAACGCAGGGUCUCGGCACACCUCGCACGAGCACCUUCGAACCCUUCGAAGACAACAUCAGCCCAGCCUGCACCAAGGCCGACGGAGAACAGAACUGCCCCAUCCAUUUCCCCGUUAAUGGCGGAGGCCUCUUCACCGCCAAGGAGUACCUCCAGAAAGCAUGA